Messenger RNA from Paralichthys olivaceus (Japanese flounder), 2544 nucleotides. It is a transcript of the gene dcaf8, whose product is annotated as DDB1 and CUL4 associated factor 8. Gene Ontology annotation, molecular function: protein binding. Lineage: Eukaryota; Metazoa; Chordata; Actinopteri; Pleuronectiformes; Paralichthyidae. Gene Ontology annotation, cellular component: cytoplasm; Cul4-RING E3 ubiquitin ligase complex. The record is from RefSeq and is a predicted model, not a curated record.
AAAAGCGACGCGACACCGGAAGUGGAAGCGCGAAUAAAGAAAGUGAAGCGUCAAAACAUAAACAGAGAGCGGUGGAGCUUGUGCGGCCUCAACGCCGAAACCUUCGGGCCUCAUGUCGUGUGUUCACCGCGACGCCAACCCCAGCAGAGGGCCCUAGCCGAGCCGCCGGGCGGUGAGCUGGAGACGCAACAUCUGCAGGAGAGACUUAAGGACGAAUAACUCACAAGUGCGCCUCGUCGGGCCUUCGAGUGGAGGUGCUGCCUCGGGUCGACGCAGGACCAAGGGGACAGAAUGGCCGAGGCUGACGGCAAAUCCAGUGCGUUGAACGCAGGUUCCUCUGAUGAAAAGGAGCCCGGAGAAGAUCAACACAAGGAGGGAGAUGCCUCUGGAAGCAAUGAAGGACAAGCACAGUCUUCUUCUCAAGAUGCUCCCAAAGAAACAGGUGAGGUGUCUGGAGACAAGCCGAUGCCCGGUGUGGAAGGAGAGACAGGCACAAAUGGCGAGGAGGAAGAGGAAGACACAGACAGCAUGGAUGGCAGUGGCCUCUACUCCCUGACUGAGGAUGGUGAAAGAGAGAGUGAGGGAGGCAGACAAGAGAGGGCAAAGGACAAAGAUGGCCGUAAAAGGGCAGCAAGAAAGAGGAAUAGACCCGGCGGUGGCACCAACCAUUCCUCCAGCUCGGACGAGGAUGACGACGAGGAUGAAGAUGAAGAAGAACAGAAAGAUGAUGACGACGACGAUGAUGAUGAGGCCAUGGAAGCAUGGUUGGGAGCAGAGCUCUGUGAACUUCGUGGGCCUAUAUGGCGUUCUGUGCCCUCACUGCGCUCCAGGGAGAUCGGCAGGGACUCGCACCAGUUUGUGAGGCGUGUGUGUGCAGCCCGAGGCCUCGUGCAGAGGCUGGAGCUCCAGGGCCGCCUGGAGAAGCACACGGGCUGCGUCAACACAUUGCACUUCAACCCCUCAGGCACUCGCCUGGCAUCAGGCAGCGAUGAUCUGCGAGUUGUGAUCUGGAACUGGGCCAUCCGCCACGCUGAGCUGGAGUUUGACAGUGGGCACAAGAGCAACGUCUUUCAGGCGAAGUUCCUGCCUCACAGCGGAGACUCCACGUUGGCCAUGUGUGCUCGAGACGGUCAGAUCAGAGUGGCGGAGCUCUCUGCCACGCAGCGCUGCAAGAACACCAAACGAGUGGCACAGCACAAAGGGGCAGCACACAAGCUGGCCCUCGAGCCCGAUUCGCCCUGCUCGUUUCUGUCUGCUGGAGAGGACGCUGUGGUGUUUGGAAUUGACCUGCGUCUAGACCGACCUGCCAAUAAACUGGCAGUUGUAAAGGAGGGUGAUAAAAAAGUUGGGCUGUACACCAUCUACGUCAACCCAGCAAAGACACAACAGUUUGCUGUGGGCGGGAGAGAUCAGUACGUCAGGAUCUAUGACCAGAGGAAGAUUAAUGAGAACGAUAACAAUGGCGUACUGAAAAAGUUUUGCCCUUCACAUUUGGUUUCCAGUGAGUCCAAAACCAACAUAACCUGCCUUGUGUACAGUCAUGAUGGCACAGAGCUCCUGGCCAGUUACAACGAUGAGGACAUCUACCUGUUUGACUCCAACCACAGCGACGGGGCCGACUAUCGCAGGAGAUACAAGGGACACCGCAACAACGCCACAGUGAAGGGGGUAAACUUCUACGGGCCGUGCAGCGAGUUUGUGGUCAGUGGCAGCGACUGCGGACACAUCUACCUGUGGGACAAGAACUCUGCACGGAUCGUCCAGUUCAUGGAGGGAGACCGAGGGGGAGUGGUGAACUGUUUGGAGCCUCAUCCCCAUUUGCCUGGCAUGGCUACCAGUGGGUUGGACCACGACAUCAAACUGUGGGCCCCCACUGCCGAAAGUCCCACCGGACUCAAGGGUCUAAAGGAGGUGAUGAAAAAAAACAAGCGGGAGCGCGAUGAAGACAGCGUGCGCCACGGCGACCAGUACGACACCCAGCUGCUGUGGUUCCUAAUGAGACACAUGAGGAACAGACGGCCCACGAGGGCUCGUCGUGAGGGGGCAGACCCAGACUCAGACGAGUCCUGGAGCUCUCCAGAUUCCUCUGAUGAAGAGGAGGGAGGUCCAGACCAUGUCCAGUGCAUGUCCUCCUGAGCCACACACACACACACACACACACAGACACACACACAGACACACACACACACACACACACACACACACACACACACACACACUUUAUUGCCCUUGAAUUGAUGCACAUAGGCAAGCACUAUUGACACACUGGCACACUCAAACACUGACGAGCCACAGAGCCACAGACUUUGGGUGUUUUUGUUUUACACACUCUCACACAGACAAACACAUACAUUUACCUAAAUAUGCUGUCGAAGCAGUGACAGAUGUUGACGCCUGGUUUCCCAGCAGUUCAGAGUGUGCACACGGCGACCUCGGUCUGCAUACACACUUCCUGAAUCCUCGUCUUUGAGAAUUGUAACGAAGAGCUUUAGUGAUUGCUCACGUCCCUAUAAACCACUCGGAAGCCCCGGCUCGUCCAUACAU